This is a messenger RNA of Trichophyton verrucosum HKI 0517, 1422 nucleotides long. RefSeq lists its product as uncharacterized. The record is from RefSeq and is a predicted model, not a curated record. Gene Ontology annotation, molecular function: S-adenosylmethionine-dependent methyltransferase activity. The coding region runs from base 1 to 1422 and encodes 473 amino acids. NCBI's taxonomy places the organism in Eukaryota, Fungi, Ascomycota, Eurotiomycetes, Onygenales, Arthrodermataceae. The transcript is spliced from 2 exons.
AUGGAUAAGGAGAACCAAACAGAGCAGCAGCAGCAGCAGCAAAGAAGAGAAGACGAAGGAGAAGGGGAAGAAGAAUGGAGUGGUGCCUUUGAUCCGUUUGCUGACCCAGAGGAGCGGAGGGUUCUGUUUGCCUCUCUGGACUCCUUCAGACGGCGGCAGUCGUUCUACGCUCUACCCUCGCUGCACUGGAAAACCCUUGCCGCGCCACCCUUUAACCUGCUCGAGACAUUCAACAAGGUGGACGACGCCAUUGAUGCCAAUGCGGAGGUAGCUGAGGCCAUUCUCGACUCUGCCCUGGAGGCAUUUCAGCUUCCCCGGCACCCCCAGGCUGAGGACACCGCAAAGGAAGGUCAUGGCAGAGAUGUAUCAUGGCAUGACACAGCUACUUCAUCAGACGUGAGCAAGGCCAACUCUACAAUCCGCCAGCUAUACCGGGACUGGAGUGAGGGGGGUGCGGUAGAAAGAGAGACAUGCUACGGCCCCGUCAUGCGAGACUUGCAAGAUGAGUUUGGAGAGAUGCCUGCGCAGGGCACCAGGGUGUUGAUUCCGGGGGCUGGGCUGGGUAGGCUGGUUUUUGACGUUGCGAUGGCCGGUUUCGAUGCAGAAGGGAAUGAGAUCUCGUACCAUCAGCUGGUGACAAGUAGCUGGGUGCUUAACCGGACAAAACGCAAGGAAGAGUGCGCUAUAUACCCUUUUGUACUGCAUUUUUCGAACCUGCGGACUCGUCAGCAACAGUUCAAGAAGGUCCUUGUACCGGAUGUUCAUCCUGGAUCCGCAGUCAGAGGAUACGAGGCUGACGCUGAAGGCAAGGAAGACAGCCGGAAGGAGACGAAGAAGAUGACGGGAUCGAUGAGCAUGACAGCUGCGGAUUUUCUGUUACUGUACAAUGAGGAGUCGAACAGAGAGGCCUUCCACGCCGUGGCUACGGUGUUUUUCAUUGAUACUGCGCCAAAUCUGAUACGGUACAUCCAGACGGUGCACCACUGUCUACGGCCGGGAGGCAUCUGGAGCAAUGUUGGCCCGCUACUGUGGCAUUUUGAGGAUAGACCAGCUCCGUCUGCUACUGCUGCUGCUGCUGCUGCCGGUGGUGAUGGCGGUAAGGUGACAGAGGAUGCAGCUGCUUCUGCCCAUGCCCCGGGUGACGAUGAUCUCGAGAAGGAGUAUAGCCAUGGUCACAGCCACAACCAUAGCCAUAGCCAUAGCCAUAGCCACCAUGGCCGAGGGCACGGUCAGGGAGAGGGAAUAGCAGACCCUGGAGUCGUAGAACUGUCGCAGGAUGAAGUUCUGGCGCUGAUAGAGAGGAUGGGCUUUGCCGUCGAGAAGGUCGAGGAGGACAUAGGGGGCUGCGGCUACAUCCAGGACCCCGACAGCAUGCUCUUCAACACCUACAAACCGGUGCAUUGGGUUGUUAGAAAGAAAUGA